Ambispora gerdemannii is the source of this 511-nucleotide messenger RNA. The record is from the annotation of a GenBank genome assembly. Lineage: Eukaryota; Fungi; Glomeromycota; Glomeromycetes; Archaeosporales; Ambisporaceae.
UUACGUUCUUACGAUGAUUGAUGUGUUUUCGCGGUAUGUUUGGGUUAUUCCACUUUAUGACAAAGGAGGUGAUACGAUCCAUUGGGAAUUGGUAAAAAUUUUUACAAUCGUUGGUCCACCUAAUAAACUUCAAGUUGACAAUGAGUCAGAAUUCAUAACCGACACGCAACUUAUUCACGACCAUAUGCGUCACUCUCAGAGCCAGGGCAAAAUUGAAAGAUUCAACCAAAUGCUUGGAUAUCGGUGGAUCGACAUCCUUCAAAUAUUUGUAAUUGCCUACAACAAGACACCUCACAGCGCGCACGAUAAAUCACCCUAUGAAGCCUUUUUUGGUUUCAAAAUACGAGAUGUUUAUAGUACUCCGGGUGAAACGGUUGUCGAAGAAAAUGUUCAAGUCCAAGCCGAGGAGAACCAGAAUGACCAACAAGCCCAAGCCGAGAGGGACCAAUUUGAAAACUAUAACCACCAAGGCCAGGCCGAAAACAAAAUGAUCGAGAAGGAUAACGGCCAA